Messenger RNA from Xiphophorus couchianus (Monterrey platyfish), 3384 nucleotides. It is a transcript of the gene hnf1ba, whose product is annotated as HNF1 homeobox Ba. NCBI's taxonomy places the organism in Eukaryota, Metazoa, Chordata, Actinopteri, Cyprinodontiformes, Poeciliidae. The record is from RefSeq and is a predicted model, not a curated record. Gene Ontology annotation, molecular function: DNA-binding transcription factor activity, RNA polymerase II-specific; RNA polymerase II cis-regulatory region sequence-specific DNA binding. The transcript has 10 exons. The coding region runs from base 303 to 2000 and encodes 565 amino acids. Gene Ontology annotation, cellular component: nucleus. Gene Ontology annotation, biological process: positive regulation of DNA-templated transcription; insulin secretion; liver development.
CGGAGCGGCGGAUUUACAUCAGCCGGCCCACUCAUUACCAUGUUUUAUAUCCCCCCGCGCUCAGAAAGCAUCAUGGCAAAGCGGCUCCAUCCUCCCCUCCAACAGGGAAGUGAGUGAAGCAGCCUCGCGGAGCAGGUGUCGCGCGGACAGAAACUCCCCCUCCCUCCGACAGCUCCGGACUCCUGGAACUUUAUUUAUUUAUUUAAAAGUUUUCGUUUUUACUCUUUCUCCCUCUCUCUCUCUCUUCCCCCGUCGUUUAAUUGCCCUCCAUCCUUCCUCGCGGUGCUUAUGUCGUGUUUUUAAUGUUCUCCAAAAUGGUCUCGAAGCUGACGUCCCUACAGCAGGAGCUCCUCAGCGCCCUGCUGGACUCAGGCGUCACCAAAGACGUCCUGAUCCAGGCCCUGGACGACAUGGACCCCAGUCCGCCGCCGCAGGGCUUCGGGGUGAAAAUGGAGAGCCUGCCCGUGUCGCCCGGCAAGCUGAACGGCGCCGACGCGGACUCCAAGCCCGUCUUCCACACGCUCACCAACGGACACGGCAAGGGCAAGCUGUCCGGGGACGAGGGCUCCGAGGACGGGGACGACUACGACACGCCGCCGAUCCUCAAGGAGCUCCAGUCGCUCAACACGGAGGAGGCCGCGGAGCAGCGGGCAGAGGUGGACCGCAUGUUGGCCGAGGACCCAUGGCGGGCGGCUCGUAUGAUCAAAGGUUACAUGCAGCAGCACAACAUCCCCCAGCGGGAGGUGGUGGACAUCACGGGGCUCAACCAGUCUCACCUCUCCCAGCACCUCAACAAAGGGACGCCCAUGAAGACGCAGAAGCGAGCGGCCCUCUACACCUGGUACGUCAGGAAGCAGCGGGAAAUUCUUCGACAGUUCAACCAGGCCACUCAAGCUUCUAUUGGCAGCAUGUCAGACAAAGGCAGCCAGGAUCCGGCCUUUUUCUACCCGGAGUUCAACAUGUCCGGCCCGGGAAUGGGUCAGUCGAGCGAAGAGGUUGGCACUGAGCCGCUGAGUAAGAAAAUGAGGCGUAACCGUUUCAAAUGGGGGCCUGCAUCUCAGCAAAUCCUGUACCAGGCUUACGAGCGGCAGAAGAACCCCAGCAAGGAGGAGAGGGAGGCUCUGGUGGAGGAGUGCAACAGAGCCGAGUGUCUUCAGAGAGGCGUCUCCCCUUCCAAAGCUCAGGGACUCGGCUCUAACCUGGUCACCGAAGUGAGAGUUUAUAACUGGUUUGCCAACAGACGUAAGGAGGAGGCCUUCAGGCAAAAGCUGGCUAUGGACGCCAUCACUGCACCGCCGCACGGUAUCAACCCACUGCUGUCACACAGCUCGCCGCAUCAUCCCCAGACCAGCGUGUCCCCUCCAAUGCGUUACAGCCAAGGCCCCGGCGAAGUCUCCUCCUCCACCGCCAUCAGUCACCACAGCAGCAGCAGCCAGUCGGUGCUGCAGCAGGUGUCCCCGGGAGGACUGGACCACAGCCACAGCCUGCUGUCGCCCGACGCCAAGAUGAUUUCAGGCUCGGGCGGAGGACUUCCUCCGGUCAGCACGCUGACCAACAUCCACAGUUCCCACCACAGCCACCAGCAGCCGCAGAACCUCCUAAUGCCUCUGACAGGAGUCAUGGCGAUAGCACAGAGUUUGAGCACGUCGCAGGCCCAGACGGUGCCGGUGAUCAACAGCGUGGCUGGGAGCCUCGCCGCUCUCCAGCCAGUGCAGUUCUCCCAGCAGCUCCACAGCCCCCACCAGUCGAGCCUGAUGCAGCAGUCGCCCAGCCACAUGAGCCAGCAGCCCUUCAUGGCCACCGUCACACACUCUCACAUGUAUUCGCACAAACAAGAGCCCCCGCAGUACUCUCACCCGUCCCGUUUCCCCUCAUCCAUGGUCACAGACGCCAACAGCAUCAGCACCCUCAGCUCCAUGUCCUCCAGCAAGACGGACGCUCCUGUAAACAAGAUGGUGCAACUCGGGGGUAUCUCCUGGUGUCCUCUUCCGGCUUGGUGAGAGCGGCCAACCGACCUCCCCGCUGCCCAGCAACCGGAGCGCAUUUUUCCACCCUCUCGCCGAGGUUAGCAUGACAACCGCUAAUGGCCCGCAGGCGCGCGCGCGCUGGACAACAAGCUGGUCAACAAACACGGAGGGGAGGGAGGGGGGCCGAGUCUGGCGCGCAUGAAUGAUCAACAAGGAUGUUAAUGAUUCAAACUCAAAUCUUAGAAAACAGUAUUCGGUUUAAAGAAGAAAAGAAAAAAGUCAUCCCAAGUUGUCACGUAAAGAAACAAAAGCACCAGAGUGAACUAUUUUGAGGACCUUAAUGGAGGGAUUUGGGGUGACGUCAAGACAUUAAAGACAGAGAGGACGAGGGGGACACCUUGUCUGCACGUGUGACAAUCACAACGACCGCUGUUGAUCUCGUGCAUACAUUUCUUACUGUUUUUUUUUUUUAAAGGAGUCUUCCAUGUUUUUAUCUGUCCACAUUCAGUUUACUGUACCGCAAAUGAUCGCCUGAAGUCGUCCCUUGUGUAUACUGUGAUUUGAAAAGACUUUGACAAUCUCAAAAGGACUAUGCAAUGCUUUGUAUAACUGGAUUCUGCACAAAACUCCACACACUUGAGGCCGGAAAAGGAAUAUGCACUAUACAGCUGUUGUAAACUGUUGAUAAAAUAACAAAAAAAAAAAAGUAGAUUUGUAACGAAUUAGCCAAACUGAUUUAGGGUUGUUGUUUUUUUUUUGUUUUGAGGGAAAUGACUCUUUUUUUUAUCCUUUGAACGCGGGCGCGCAGCCCUUCCCUUUCCACGGAAACGUCCGGCUCUUGUUUGCUCCCAGGCUCAGGUGAAUUUAAGGAAUGGGACUCGCCCCUCCACUCGGACUUUUAUCUCCUCUCCCACUUCCUGCUAGCGAUGUAAAACAGGACAAAUAUUGUUAAUAACUCCUCGUCAUGAAUCACGGCUCACCGUUAAGUAGCCCCUCCCCCUCCCGCCGGGGAAGAAUGACAAACAUCGACAGGUAUUCAUAAACAUGAAAAGAGCGGCGGUGUUGUGACAGCCGCGGCGCAAAGAUCGCGCGGGAAUGCGGGGAAUCUGCGAGGCGCGCGCAAAUGAACGCCUAGAAUGACAGUAUUAAGGCGUGUUCAGCGUUCAUAUCCAGACCAACAUUGAUCAAGUGCGACUCGUCGCGCGUGGACCCACCCAGUCUCCAGCUCAUAUUAUUAGGUCAUCGUGUAGUCGUUUUAUGUGACUGUUAUCGGCAUACAAGACAUGAUUCCUCUUUCUCUCUCUCUCCUCUUAUUGUAUUAUUUUUGUACAAAAUUGAAAUCAAUUGUAAAUCAUUAUUUAUACUUCCUGAGAAAAUAUUGGUAUUUGAAGUAAAAAGUUUUUUUUUCUAAAAAUAA